AUGGACAUCGCUGCUCUCAUUACAGUUGCACCGGGCAGCGGGGGACCAGCAACAGGAGAUACGGUGUCAUACGCCUCAGAGCGUCGCAUAACCCCGACGUGGACCGUGUCACAGUUAAAAGCUAAACUGGAGACUAUGACUGGGAUUCCACCAUCCAACCAGAAACUUAAGUUGAAGUCUCCUGGCAGAGAAGACCAAUGGGUCGAGGGAGACGAUCAAUUAGUUGGUGAAUGGGGUCUGGCAAGAGGAUGCGAGUUUGAGGUCCACGAUACCCGGCCUCCAUCAGCGCGCCCAAAUUUCACCGAUAUCUCCACAGUAGAAAAAUACGUACUCCCGACCUCAACCUACGAAAGCCUCCCGAACAGCGUCCUAUCAUGGAAAAAAAAUCAAAAGCUGGGUCGUUUCGAUCCAACAACUCCCUCCCCUGAACAAACCCUUAAGCAGCAAGUGGAGAUGGACCAACAAGAGAUUAAACAGAGAGGUAUCGAGCUCUCCAAGCGCGCCAUUAUCCUUCCCUCCGACCCGCCCCAUAUCCGCCGCGGGACCAUACGUUUCAUCGGACCUGUACCUACCAUUCCUUCUCCGCGAGUCAAAUCAUCGUCAUCAGAAACUGCAGAAACCGAAGUCAAAGGCGAAAAAGGAGAAGAAGAGGAAAGAGGAAAGGAAGGUGAUGAUGAUGUCCAAACUACCACAGAGCCAAUGGCACCAAUCUGGGUCGGUAUCGAACUUGAUGAGCCUACUGGAAAAAAUGACGGGUCCGUGGGAGGACGCCGAUAUUUCAGUUGUUUGGAGAAGAGAGGCGUGUUUGUGAAGCCGGAGAGAGUUGAGGUGGGCGAUUUCCCGCCGUUAGAUUUGGGGUUGGAGGAUGAAGAUAUGGAGGAGAUUUAG
Molecule: messenger RNA, 888 nt
Organism: Histoplasma mississippiense
Lineage: Eukaryota; Fungi; Ascomycota; Eurotiomycetes; Onygenales; Ajellomycetaceae
Exons: 3
Coding region: 1-888 (295 amino acids)
Biological process (GO): post-chaperonin tubulin folding pathway; tubulin complex assembly; cytoplasmic microtubule organization
Cellular component (GO): nucleus; cytoplasm; microtubule plus-end
Molecular function (GO): alpha-tubulin binding; microtubule plus-end binding
Source: RefSeq, a predicted model, not a curated record